Messenger RNA from Sclerotinia sclerotiorum 1980 UF-70, 1476 nucleotides. RefSeq lists its product as hypothetical. Gene Ontology annotation, molecular function: transmembrane transporter activity. Gene Ontology annotation, cellular component: membrane. The record is from RefSeq and is a predicted model, not a curated record. Gene Ontology annotation, biological process: transmembrane transport. Bases 1 to 1476 code for a protein of 491 amino acids. NCBI's taxonomy places the organism in Eukaryota, Fungi, Ascomycota, Leotiomycetes, Helotiales, Sclerotiniaceae. The transcript is spliced from 4 exons.
AUGGCUCGACAUGCAAAUGUUGAUGCUGAUGCAGCUCACUUGGCUGCCCAUGGCCAUGUACAAGAACUAGAACGUAACUUCUCUUUACUAUCCAUGUUAGGUCUUGCAUUUGCAAUCCUCAAUUCUUGGACUGCUCUAGCUGCGAGUUUAAGUGUAGCAUUACCAAGUGGUGGACCAACCUCAGUACUUUGGGGAUUGAUCACUGCCGGAGUAUGUAAUUUAUGUCUCGCCGUCUCUCUUUCCGAAUUUCUUUCUGCCUACCCGACAGCAGGUGGCCAAUAUCAUUGGGUUGCAGUUAUAAGUUGGAAGAAAUAUGUUCCUAUCCUCAGUUGGAUUACAGGAUGGAUCAACGUCGCCGGUUGGAUCGCACUCGUCUCAUCAGGUGGUCUUCUCGGCUCGCAACUCAUCGGCGGAGUCAUUUCGCUCAUGAAUCCGGACUAUGAACCACAACGCUGGCAUCAAUUCCUUCUUUACAUCGGAUACAACAUUAUCGCUUUUAUCAUUAAUGCUUUCAUGACAUCGCUAUUACCUCUUAUUACCAAAUCGGCAUUUAUCUGGUCAAUUCUUGGAUUUGCGGUCAUUAGUAUCACGGUCUUGGCGACAGCAUCUCCAGAAUACAACGACGCAUCAUUUGUCUUCACCGACUUUAUCAAUAGCACAGGCUGGCCCGAUGGAAUUGCAUGGCUUCUUGGUUUACUCCAAGCUGGUCUUGGGCUAACUGGUUUUGACGCCGUCGCUCAUAUGAUUGAAGAAAUUCCCGACCCAGGAGUUCAGGGUCCAAAGAUCAUGAUUGGAUGUGUCUUAAUUGGUGUAUUCACAGGGUUCAUUUUCCUCAUGGUUCUUCUUUUCGUGGGAGGUAACGUCAAUGAUGUUAUUGAAAGCUCAGCGGGUCCAUUGCUCCAGAUCUUUUACCAUGCAACUGGUAACAAGGCUGGAGCAAUCUGUCUCCUCAUCUUCCCACUUGUUUGUCUUUUAUUCGCCACCAUCUCUAUCACUACAACUUCCACGCGUAUGACUUAUGCAUUCGCUCGCGACAACGGUCUCCCUUUCUCAAGAGUGUUCUCUAGAGUUCAUCCAAAAUUGGCUCUUCCCCUAAAUGCACUGUAUCUUACAAUGGCAUGUGUACUGCUUUUCGGACUCGUCUUCUUGGGAAGUUCAUCGGCUUUCAAUGCGAUUGUUAGUGCGAGUGUGGUGGCUUUGGGGGUCGGCAUUGCAUAUGUAAUGGUAACCACGGUUCUAUUCCUCUUUCCUCCAGAAUUACCCGUUACUGGAAGUAAUAUGAAUUACUGCGUAGUAGCCUUCUUCCUCGUCUUCGUCAUUGCAGUCAUACAAUGGUUCGUCGACGGUAAGAAAAACUUCACCGGUCCAAGAAUUGAUAUGGAAGCUAUGCAGCACGGUGAAGUGGUGGGGAUUGCGGUUGGUGAUGAAAGUAGUGGGACUCCUAGUGCGGAUUUUGGGGAAAAGGGGGUUAAAUGA